CGCGGAACGCGCACACCGGUCAGUCCGUGUCCGUAACGUGGAUUAAGAGCAGUCGAAUCCAGAUCUAUCCAGAAAUUAAAUAUAAAUCAAAUAAACAUGAAUCAGUGCGUUUUCGUCCUUGUCGCCGCCUUCUUCCUCAUCGGUGUUUCCGGUCAAGGUCCAGUGAACCAGAAGUGCUUGGGAUGCAUCUGCGAAGCCAUCAGCGGAUGCAACGCCACCCAGAUCUGCGCCGGAGACGUCUGCGGACCGUUCAGAAUCACCUGGCCGUACUGGUCCGACGGCGGUAAGCCGACUUUGAACGGAGAAGCCAAGGAUUCGCCGACCGCCUACAAGAACUGCGCCACCGACAUCUACUGCUCCGCCUUGGCCGUCCAAGGAUACAUGGAGAAGUUCCAAAAGGAUUGCAACGGUGAUGCAAAGAUCGAUUGCGACGAUUACGCCGCCAUCCACACGUUGGGAGGAUACGGUUGCCAAGGAAACCUGCCGCAUAUUUACAACGAGAGGUACCAACAGUGCAAGAAACUGGUCAGCUGAGGAGGGACGACUCGAUUUUAGCGCACAACCAAAACCGGAUACAAUCUCUCUCCAAUAUUUAAUUUUUGUCGUCUUAAAAAAUGUACCAUUAAUUUAUUGAAAUUCUUUAUCAACUUUUGAACCAAGCCAAGAUUUUUAAUUACUAUUACGU
Messenger RNA from Nicrophorus vespilloides, 685 nucleotides. Its product is annotated as lysozyme-like. Gene Ontology annotation, molecular function: lysozyme activity. The transcript has 3 exons. The coding region runs from base 97 to 534 and encodes 145 amino acids. NCBI's taxonomy places the organism in Eukaryota, Metazoa, Arthropoda, Insecta, Coleoptera, Silphidae. The record is from RefSeq and is a predicted model, not a curated record.